This is a messenger RNA of Cuscuta europaea, 2278 nucleotides long. NCBI's taxonomy places the organism in Eukaryota, Viridiplantae, Streptophyta, Magnoliopsida, Solanales, Convolvulaceae. The record is from the annotation of a GenBank genome assembly.
AUGAAAGGCCGUUAAGCUCCCCGAAUAUGACCGUUACGAAAGAGUCCCAGAGUUAAAUAAUCGGAGGAGCUUGCCUCUAUCUGCAACAACAAAAGCAAAUUUCUUUCUUAGAUUGACUGUAUCUUCAACUUCUCUGAUUUCUAGCUCUUACCAUUCUUGAUUUGAAAUCAAGUUCCCAAUUACAUACAUUCAGAUUUAACUACUUCUUCCUGUUUUCAUUAUUUUUAAUAAUCAAGAUCCCAUCUGAUCAGGCGAUGGCAGAAAUGAAAAAAGAUACCCACGUCGUUGAAAUCCCAGUAGAAACAGAGGAUGAAAAGAAACAGAGCGCCUCUGCGAUUCAACACCACCCAUUAAUGGAGAUCUCGCGAAGCCCGGGGCACCUCUUACUGCUGAAGCUUCUGCAGAGAGAAGAAGACCUCUUCGGCCGCAAAAUCGCGGUCAAAGAAGCGAGGCUGGACGCGCUCCGCCGCGAGAUCUUCCAGCUCUGCCUUCUGAUCUUCACAUUCUCCGGAAUAUUCUUCACCAUUCUCUUCACCUCAUACCCAGAGCAGCAGGAGCAGGGCCCGUGCCGGAAAUGGUGGAUCAUCCCGCCAGCUGCCCUGACGGCCACUUGUCUGUUCAUCGCUUUCCUCGUACACGUGAAGCUCCGCCGGUUCUGGAAGAUGUGCGGGCAGGUGCAGAGGGCGAGGAGCGAGAGCAGGGGAGUGACGAGGUGUGUGCAGGAGCUGAGGAUGAAAGGGGCGAGCUUCGAUCUGUCGAAGCAGACGGCGGUCGGCGGGAAGAGGAUGAAGAGCUCCAGCGUGGAGACGGCGAAGUGGAAGCCGUUCACUUGGUUCUCUAACUAUGCAGUGACAGUUUGUCUUGUUUGUUUUGCAGGUCUGCUCUUCCUGGCUUCCAUGGCUACGUGCAGGUGCUGAUCUGAGACAGUGAGAGGUACCUGCCCGGAUGAAGACACGCCUGACCGAGGACCGGGAUUGACCAAAGCAAGCGCUGUGAGUGAUCAUUAGGGCUGGCAUUUUAGACGGAAAAACCGAAAACCGAACCGAAAAAAAUCGAACCACUUUGAAAAAACCCGAAUCAAUCCGAACCGAUUGAAAAUGGGACCCGAAAAUUGGGAACCGAUAAAAAAAACGGUUCGGACUCGGUUUAUAUUCUUAAAAAGUUGGUUCAAACCGAACCGAACCGACAUUUUUAGUAGAGUUAAUGAUAAUUAGAAAAGUUAUAUUAAUAUUCCGAGAUCUAAAGUGACAAACCAAGCAUUCUGGCAAAUUAAUAUUCGACUCCCCCAAGGGAAUUUUUUUGUUUGGACCUUGAAUUUUCUUUCCAAUGUCUCUUUGUCCCACACCGGACAAGAGAUGGUUUACACUUCCAAAAUUCUUUAUAUAAAAACAUUUCAAGUUGGUUAAAGCUAAUUAAUAAGCUCUCAGCCGAUGGGCUUGUGUAGUUGUGUGAUCAAAUUAAUAUAAAAAUCAUAAACUUGUUUUGGGCUUGGUAUUGUUAAAACUAGUACAAUAUUUAUAUUAUUUUUAAAUAUUUCGAUUUUUUAUCGGUUUCUGAUAAACCGAUCUGAAAAAUUGGGUCCCGACUAAUCGGUAUCCGAUUCAUGAUCGGUUCGGUUUCGGUUUUGAUAUUUAGUAAAACCGAAAUGUCGGUUCGGUUUUUGGUUUGUUCAGAUCGGUUCGGGACCUGAACCUAAACCAGCCCUAGUGAUCAUAAUGGCGCUAUUGCGGUCAGGAUGAAGCGUUCGGUAAAAGCACGUGUCCCAAACUGAUCAAUUGCCAAUUUGUUGACUGGAUUCUUCUGGCUCGAUGAAAGUAAAUCGAGCCAUCAGCCAUUUCAUGUUCGAGUUUAAUUUGGCCGGACAUCUGAAAUGAGGAGAGUGGGAGAGGCCUGCAUUACAGCAAAACCAUAAUUGGCCAUAAAGAGGGAGAGGGCUGCAUUACAUCAAAGCCAUAAAUAAUUGGGUUUCAAGUCUAUGGAUGAUCAAGAAUGGUUUCAUUUUCAGCUUUUUCUGACAUGUAUAAAAUAUAGACUAGAUAGUUCCUGUCUUAUUGUUAUUCUUACUCUUUCUUUCUUAGCUGUAAUUGUGACUUUGUGUCUCUUGUUUUGUGGAAGAACGCUUUGUUUUUUUCAUACUCUUUGUACAUGCAUAUGUUGUCUAAGUAUGACUGUCUCGAGGUAUAUAUGUGGCAAUGUGGGUAACCAUUUCAAUCCACCUUAGGCUAAUUCUACUUGGGUUUAAAUUAUUGAACGAGGCCUUCAUCCGGGUAUUGUGAGA